Molecule: messenger RNA, 9219 nt
Organism: Geosmithia morbida
Lineage: Eukaryota; Fungi; Ascomycota; Sordariomycetes; Hypocreales; Bionectriaceae
Product: RNA pol II promoter Fmp27 protein domain
Exons: 2
Coding region: 1-9219 (3072 amino acids)
Source: RefSeq, a predicted model, not a curated record
AUGGCCUUGCUCAACCCUACCUUUGUUUUUGGCGUCGUCGUCCUUACCUACCUGUCCUCGUUCGUCCUCUUCGCCCUCCUUCGCAUCGUGACCGGCAUCUCGAUCCAGCGCAUCGGCUACUUCUCCCUCCGACGCCUGGCCUACACCCCACGAGAUGGAUGCCGUGUCGAGAUCCGGGGCCUUGGCUUCUCGAUCCACCGUCCGACCUUUGCACAACCGACAUGGCUGAGUCUGGUGCUGAAUGAACUCGUCGUCACUCUCGAUAUCCGCGAGCUCGAAGCUCCCAAGCCUCCCGAAUCCGAGACGGCCGACUGUGGCGGACCCGACGAGGAGAAGCAAGGCAAGGAACAGGAAGGGGGGAGAGAGGAAGAGGCGGAAGAGGGGAAGGACAGGUCAACGCCGCUACCGAAAUCACGGCAUGCCGCACCGAGAGAGACGCCCGGACGGAGCCACACCUGGAAGACCCUCACAAAGAUAAAGGAACGCAUCAAGAGACUCCACCGUAAGGUCGAGUGGCUGCGCAUGGUCGACGUUGUCGCCACCAACUCAACCAUCAAUGUCGUCGAUGUCGGCCACAUCCAGGUCGGCGGUUUCACCAUGGCUGUCGAUACGAGGCGCAAGAUGGUCGACCGUGCCCGUUACCUCUUCCAGAGGCCCGACGCUAAGAAGCAGGAUCGCCAUGCUGAGUGGAUCAUCACCGGCCGCAGCAUCCUCUUCACCGCCGAGGGCAAGGAGUCCCUCGAAGUGCUCGAUCACGCCAUCCUUAGCAUUCAUGGCUACCUGUACGAGUCAAAGGAGGGUCUACGCGACGCCACCGUCUCUCUCAAGCUCGGGAGGGUGCACAUCCCCUACGAUGAUCUGCGGCUGUGCAUGGAGAAGCUCAAGGCCUGCCGCCAGGAUGCCAGGGCCGCGGCCCCUGCAGCCGCCGCCGCCGACGAAUCCGCAAAGCUGCUGCUCGGUGAUGUCAUGCAAGAAGUUGAUGAGCCGGGCAGCACGAGCGAUCACCUCAUGCAGACCGUGUCGGAUUCCAAGGAAUUCUUCAGCUCCACCCUACGAGGCAUCAAGGAGGUCCAGUUCGCCGCCAGCUUCAUCAGCUUCUCCAUGGCAGUCAGCUCGAUCAAGCCGGGCGCUCUCCCUCUACAGCUAAACGCUGCCAUGAAGGAGGUGGGUAUCGAUCUGCACCGCCUGGACCCCAAGUCCCCGGCCCAUCGCAUGUACUUCCCCUCCAAGGAUAUUGCCCACGAGGGCCUAGCCGCUGCCCUCUCUAUAUCUUUUGGGAUGGAUGACGGCCACGGAAAGCCCGAGAGGCUGCUCUACAUUCCCAUGGCCACCACGACCGUGCGCACCACCCUGCCUUCCAAGACGGUGGAGCUCGCUCAGGACGGCAGCAGCCUGGAGGAGAAGAACGCAAACAUCCUCUUCAAUAACUCGGUCAUCACGUCACCGUCCCUCGACCUCGACCCCCGCCACCUUCCCAUCCUCAUCGCCCUCCUCAAACCCAAGCCGAAGCCGCCCCGGCCGCACGAGGAGAAGCGCCGGUCCCUCAUACCUCGCCUCCUCCCCAAGGCGAGCAUCAAAGUCUCCAUGCAUGAACCCGUCAUGCGUAUAAAACUCACUCCCCUAAAGAGGACAAGCGGCUCCGACGACUUCGAUCUGAUCAUAUCCUCCAUCUCCUCCAUCUCCGUAGACCUCGAAUCCUCCCACUCGCCCGUGGAAGAAUCCUACUAUGCCCUCUCAGGCUCCAUGCGCAUGCAAUCCAGCCACCUCUACUAUCAGACCAACGAGAGGGAGAGGUUCAACCUCAUCACCACCGACUCGUUUGAUUCCAGGAUCCAACUGUCAGCCACCCCAGACCUCUCGGUUGACAUAACCGGCAACCUUCAGUCGUUCUCCAUCAGUAUGAUCCGUCCAGAGAUCACAGACGGUCUGCGGCAGAUCGUCAAGGAGCUACGCAUCGACGUGGAGCCCGAGAAGCGUGCUGUCUCGAGGACUAGCCAGGAACAAAGCUUCCUGCGCUCCUCGCCGCAGUGGCUGUCGCACUACCAUAUUGAGGCGACAGAUGUCAACAUUGAGGUGGCCGGUGUCGAUGAGGAUGUCUCUGACGAUACCAGAGGCGUGUCGCUGCAUCUGGAUACCUUGGCGGCCGAGUACACGGGCCACAAGGUGGAGUUGAUGCGGCGUCGCGUCCCGAGAACGAGGACGCACAGCCGGUCCAUCACGCAGUCCGACUCCGAGAUGUCGCCCCCUGCCAGCUCCCCGCGACCCAGGAAGAAGCCUCAGCACUAUGGCGAUGGACGCCGUCUCGUCAUCCAUUCCAGCGGCAUCGAGGCUCAGAUCAUCGAGAGUGUAGAGAAGCUCGAGGCGGAGCCCUUUCUUAACCUGCCCCGUCUCGAGCUUGCAUUCUCGGCAUUGAGCGAUAAUAACGGCCCGACGAUGCAUGUCCAAUCGAAUAUUCGAAGCAUAUUCGCUCACUACUCCCUAUACCGCCACUAUUCGGUCGGCGUGGCGGCCAUGAUUCUGCUCAGGGCAUUUAUGAAGACGGGUCAAGAUGCCCCGACGCCCAAGAAGCAGCAGAACGAUGUCGUCGUCGGGGACCCUCCGCCUGAAUCGCCCGGCCCCCUCGAGGGCGAGGAUUACUUCUCGUCCGUCACCCGCGAGAUGGUCACCGUCGAUGUCAAGGUACAGGUCGUGCAGGUCAAGGCCGAGUUCCCGGAUGACCCGGUCAUGAUGCUGCACGUCUUCGGCCUCGAGGCCGGCCAGAGUAGAUGGGCUAAGCCAUUCCUCACCUCCAAGCUGUUUCGCCUCUACGUCGAGCCGCCUCGCAUGUCGGGCGCCUGGGCGAGGAUGGUCAGCGUGAAGCAGGCCAGGGUUGAUAUCCGAAAGUCGAAGCGUAAGACGGCCUCUAGGGAGAUUGUCGAGGAGACCAUGGUGGACAUCUCCAGCGAGGCGGCACGCAUCGGCGUCCCCCACGAAGUGAUUGUCCACCGCAUCACCGACAACUUUGUCAACGCCGCCAAGGCCAUCGAGCAGCUCCAUCACCGCUUCAAGACGGGCACCAACGAGUACGUCCUCGAUAAGCAUCCGGAGGGCCCCAAGAAGGUCCCCAAGGUGUCGAUACGCACCCGCAAGAUGCUGUUCGAGCUCGAGGAUGGUGCCUUUGAGUGGAAGCUGGGUCUGAUCUACCGCACGGGCCGUAUCGAGCAGCAGCAGCGUCUUGCGAGGGAGGAGGCCUUCCGUGCCAAGAUCAAGAGGGUCCGAGAUGAGGAGGGCCGGCGGGGCAACCCCGCCGUCAAGGCCCGUUCGCGUUCUGCCUUCCAGCGAGGUCGUACCAGCAACAGCACCGCCUCCUGGUUCCGCAGCCGCAGCCUGGAUGUCGUCUCCCCCACUGACAGCAGCCUUGGGCCUGACUUUGUCAGGAUCCCGAGGUACAACCCUGACUCGGAGACGAUCGGCAUCAAUGGCGACGCCAAGGUCACGGAGCGGGCGGCACGCAGCCAGCUCGACCGGGUCAAUCAGCAGUCGUGGAAGAAGCGCAUCGACAAAGCGUACGAGAUGUCGCGCAACAGCGCCAAGGAGCUCCGGUCCUCAUUCUGGGGCGACGACACCUUCCCCGACGAGGAAGGGGAUGUCGAGAACAUCCUCGAGGUACCCAUGCGCCCGGCGCUCAUGUGCACCAUGAUAAGCGACCUCCGCUUCUCCAUCGACAAGCCCUCCUUCCCCAUGUCGGAGCUGCCCGACUUCCUCCACAAGGUGGGCAAGGGGAUGCCGCGAAGCAUGAAGUACGGUCUACUCGUGCCCAUGAGCGUGGCCAUCGAAAUGGGCGAGGCCCGCGUAUCGCUGCGAGACUACCCCCUGCCGCUCCUGCACAUCCCGGCGCUGCAGCCGGGCCAGUCGUCCAAGAUGCAGAGCGUCUCGCUCAAGACGGACUUUGUCAUUGCGGAAGAAUACCGCGGCGUGGAGUCGACACGGCGUGUUCAGGUCGAGGUGGUGCCGGCGAGGAGAGAUGCCCCGCCAUAUUCUAACGCGGGGAGAUUCGCUAUCGAGGUCCGCCGCACCGUCGGUCCCGUCAAGUCCUUCUCGGACGUGUACAUCGACAUCAAUACAGCACUGCCUACCCGGAUCACCUGGGGCCCCUGCUACCAGCCAGCGAUCCAGGAUAUGAUGAUGGCCAUCGAGUCCUUCACCAAGCCGCGUCUGGACCCGUCCGAGAGUGUCGGCUUCUGGGAUAAGCUCCGCCUCGUCUUCCACUCUCGCAUCCACGUGACGUGGAGAGGCGACGGUGACAUGCACCUGGGCCUCAGGGGCACGCACGAUCCGUACAACCUGACCAAGGACGGCGCUGGGUUCAUCAUGUGCUGGCGCAACAACGUCAGGUGGAACAUCAACGCCGAGGGCGACGCCAAGCGCUUCAUGACGGUCGACAGCGGCGAGUACGUGCUCGCCAUUCCCGACUACACGCACCAGGUGCGAAACGUCGCACGCCAGGAGGAAUGCGUGGGGACGCAUCUACCCGUUGAUGGCGCCGUAGCGGCUGCCGUGUUCAAGAAGGUGGUGAUGAAACUCUCGGGCAACGUCCAGUGGAUGUGUGGCCUGAGCUUCGAGCAAGCGAUUGAGGAUGGCCGCCGCAAUUUCGAGUUCAAGCCGCACUACGACGUGGUCAUCAAGAGUCCUCAGUACGCCAAAUCGGAGAACGGACUGCCCUAUGACGCCAUGCGCGGCUUCAGGAGCCGUCACCUCCAUCUGUCCAUUGCCGUACGCGCACCCGCGGACAGGGACUGGACGACGGACAGCGCAGAGCCCUCGACCAGCUACAACGCUGUUCACCUGACGCCUAGGUUCUUUACCCACUUCUUCGCCUGGUGGGCUCUGUUUGGGCAGCCCAUUUCCCUGCCGAUCCGCCAGGGCGCCCUGUUCCCAGGCCGUGAGAAGAGCAGUAAGAAGUUUGGACGCCACCUAGCGACGGUCAAGUACAGCCUCUUGCUUGCGCCCCUGUUCCUCAGCCACAUCUACAAACACAAGGAUGCCGAGGAGUACUCCGAGAGCGCCGUCUCGGCCACGGGUCUCAAGGUCCGCCUGGACAGCUUCAUGCUCGAUCUGCACCAGCGACGGGAGGAAUUCGACACGCUCGGAAGGGGCAAGAACACGCAGAGCCGAGCCUCGCGAAUUAAGAUCCACGCAGGACAGCUCAGCAUGGCGAACGCGGACCUGCGUGCCGUCUCGGCCAGUCUCAAGGGCACGACCACGGAGGCCAUGAAGCGCGGGUCCAUCUCGGCCCUCAUCGCCAACCAGGACGACAGGCCCGACCUGUCGCGGUUUACCAUUCCCGAUAACGACUACAGCUGGAUCGACAUGGAUGACUUCGUUGAGCUGGAUUGGAUCCUACCGACGGAGCCUCACCCGCACACGCAGAUCCUGCCCCUGGGCUUCGCGCCGCGUCUGACGUACUUUCGCCAGACGGACAUCGACGGCACCAUUGCUGGAGACCCGUCUCGUACCAGCCCCUUUGGCAAUGAGCCCACCCACUUCUGCAUCAUGAGCCAGGACGAGGACCCCAAGAAGGUGCAGGUGAAGCUUGUGGAGGAGCGCCUGGAACAGCUCCGCGAUCAGAUGCAGACGCAUACGCGCAACGUCGGCGAGGCCGAGCUCAGGGUCAUCAAGGGCGACGGCGCCGACGCGGAGUCGGUGGCCGAGUUUGAGGCUCUCAGACGUCACACCACCGUACUUGAAGAGAAGAAGGCCUUCCUCGAGGACAUGCUGCAGCAGAUCCAGUACAAGCCGUCGGCAGCCAGCAUAAAUCUCAAGGAAUACCUCGACCCGUCGUCAGCGGCAUCCGUUUCUCGUAGUUUCGGCAGAGGUGGCGGCGACUCGUCAUCGACAAUGGAUGGACAGCAGCAGAAGCAGCAGCAGCAGCAGCAGCAGCAGCAACAGGAGGAGCCGCUGGAUAUUCCGACCACGACAGAGUUUGAGAGCGAGUUCAAGAACCGGUUCAUCUUGCAUAACAUGCAGCUCAAGUGGAACAAUGUGCUCCGGAAUAUUGUCCUGCGGUAUAUCCACCAGAACAGCCAGCGGCGAGGUCUCAUCUACUACCUAUCGCGACCGGCCAUCAAGUUUAUCCUCGACCUGGUCGAGGAGCAGAACAGGGCUAAGAUGCACAAGCCCCCUGCUAGAGCGGCCACGGCGCCCGUUUCGGGACUGGACACCUCGCAGACCAGCUCCGCAUCGUCGGACAAGGACAGCAGCGGCCUAGAUAUAGAAGACCGCAUCAAGGACAUCCUGGGCGACGGCCGCAGAUUCCACAGCACCAGCUUCAGCACGACUCACGGCGACAGCGACGGGGCCGGCGGUAGCAGGGGUAUCGAGGACCUGGCGCACGGCAUCUCGGACGAGUUUAGCCCGCAGAGCAGCUACCACGUGCGUCUCAUCGCGCCGCAGAUCCAGCUGCAGAGCGAGAAGAACAAGAAGAAUGUAGUGCUGGUGACGGCGAAGGGCAUGGAGCUCAAGGUGGUGGAGGUGAUGGACAAGAAGCGCCUGUCCGAUACGGUGAGCGGCCUGGUGCAGCGUCGCUUCCUGGUCAACAUGGACAGCACGCAAUUCUUUGUGACCCACAACAAAUGGUUCAUGACCAACCUCGUGUCCAUGUACGCGGGUAGCCGGUACGGUGCGGUGGGGGGUUCUUCGUGGCCCCCCUGGGUGCCGAUGGAGGUCAUGUUCGACUUCCAGGCGGCGCCGUUUGGCUUCAAGCGCGUCGUCGAGAAGACGUCUGCCGUCCUGCGCUACGAUAAGUUCAACACGCUCCGUCUCAAGUACAAUGCCGAAGUCGGCACCGAGAACCAGGGCCCAGACGCGACCUCGCCGCUGUCGCCGACCAGCAACAGCGGCAACUUCGGCAACCUCGACAGCGCCGCUGCCGCCACCGCCUCCUCCGGUCCUACCGCGACCACGAACGAGAACCGCAUGGACAACCUGUGGGUCGAGUUCCCCCAGGUGCGGGCGCUGUGCAACUCGUCCCAGUACUACGCCAUGUACGUCAUCGUGCUGGAUCUGCUCAUGUACAGCGAGCCGCUGGAGAAGACGCGGACGGAGCGGCUGGAGAAGAUUAUGCUGGCGUCAGAUUUUUCCGACCUGAGCGGGGCGCCGGCGACGAUCCACCGGCUGCAGGAGCGCAUCAGGCAGAUGGGCGACAUCAAGACGCACUUCCAGGUCUACUCCAAGUACCUGGACAAGCGCGGGUGGGAGGACCGGCUGAGCCUGGAGCGCGACCUGGCGGCGGCCGAGGACGAGCUCUUCUUCGUCAUGAAGGCCAUAACGUCGUCGCAGCGGCGCUUCGACCUGUCGACCGACAGCAACGCCCUGCUCAAGUGGAACAUCCUGGUGCGCGACAUCGUCUGGCACUUGAUGCAGGACUCCAACGAGCCCCUGGUGGAGCUGCAGCUCAACGACCUCAUCUACGACCGCACCGACAAUUCGGACGGCUCGCACAUGAAUCUGAUCCGCGUCGGCAAGAUUCUUGGACUCAACCUCCUCCCGGACGCCUCGUACCCGGCGAUAAUCGCGCCGUACGAGGACUCGGAGAAGGCACCUCCCGCCACCCCCCUGAGUGGCACCGAUGGCGGCGGCUUCAACGCCGACGGCGGCAAGAAGGAUAUGAUCCGCGUCUACUGGUACAAGCUCGAGGCGAUUGCCGGCAUCACGGUUAUGGACCGCUUCGAGGUGGACCUGUUCCCCAUGAGGGUCCAGCUCGAGUACGUGGUCGGCAAGCGGCUGAUGCACUACAUCUUCCCGGGGCUGAAGGGCGACGACAAGAAGGACGAGCCGUCCACCCCUGCCAGCGAUGGACGGGGAGACGAGGACAACGAUUCGAACCUCGUGCUCAAGAUCACCGACGACGACGACGACUUCGGCAACGGCAACGGCCACAACGAUAAUGACGCGGAGUCGAUGACUAGCCUCUCAAGCCAUCUACGUCCCAUGACACCCUCGAGGGGAGGCUUCUCCAGCAACUUUACAACGCGGCCGGGAUCCCUGGAGCUGCGGCUGCAGCCGACGCUAACGUCGCACAACACGCGCCAGUCGCCCACGAGCAGCAGCAGAAAGUCGGCAGGCGGCAACGUCAACGACAGCCACUACGGCUUCCGACUGUUCCGGCAGGGAACAGGAGCAGCAGCGGGAUCCAGGGCCAUGGCUAAGAAGUCGUCGCUCGACUCGCUGCGGGCCCUGAGCCAGCAACAGUCCAGGGGCGGAGCGUUCGGACGGUCGUCGACGGGCCUGUCGUCCAGGGACAGCCGGGAGUCGCCCGGGGCGGAUGGCAAGAAGCGGUUCGGCCUGCGGAAUCGGAACCACGGCGGCGGCGGCGGCGGCGGCGAGACCGGCAGCAGCGCCGCGACAGCCAAGAGGCAGCAGGCGGCGGCGGCGGCGUCGGACGACCUGACCAAGAUGAUUGCACGGGCCAGCAACUACAUCACCUUUUCGUACGUCCGGAUGCAGUCGGUCGUCCUGUGUCUAAGCUACAAGGGACGUGAGCAGCGCAACUUUGCGGACGUGCAUGACUUUGUGUUCCGCAUGCCGGUGAUUGAGUGGCAGAACAAGGUGUGGUCCAACGUGGACCUGGCCAUGGCGUUCAAGAAGGCGGUGAUCCGAGCCCUCUUGUCGCACACGGGCGCCAUCAUCGGCAACAACGUGCCUCGUGGCCCGCCCACACCGUCGUUCCGAUACACCGGCGGCGGCGGCGGCGGCAGACGCCGGUCACAGCCGCAAUCUCCCCAGUCCCGGUCUCAGCAGAACACGCCCGGUCCCCUCCUGCCCCCCGCCCCCAUCGAGAGCAGACCGCAGACGAGCCACUCGAGUUUCAGCACUAGCCAGACCGGUACGAACGGUACGGUCAAGAGGAGCGGAGCGGCGGCGGGAUUGAGGGACAGGAUAUCUGCUUUCACGCAGCGGAUGAGUAAUCGUGAUACGAACGGUGCUCCUGCCAAUGCCAACGCCAGUGCCAGUGCCAGCGCCAGCGCUCCCGGCGGUGACGCUGACGCUGUCGAUGACGAUGAAGAGGACCUGGUGGAGGAGGAGGAGGCGGUGGAGGUGGAGGAGGAGGAGGAGGCUGAGGAGGUAGGAGAGCAGGAGGAUCAAGGGGAAGAUGGAGAUGGAGAGUCGGAUAUAGAUGUUGAUGAUUCGAGGUCGCCUUCCAGGAAGAGGUGGACUGCAGUGAGGGUCAAGAUGGGGUAA